Molecule: messenger RNA, 2073 nt
Organism: Anoplopoma fimbria (sablefish)
Lineage: Eukaryota; Metazoa; Chordata; Actinopteri; Perciformes; Anoplopomatidae
Product: perforin-1-like
Source: RefSeq, a predicted model, not a curated record
AUGCUCUCCUUUUCAACCCCACCCCUUCUCUACUUGAGUGUCCUGGUCUUUCUGUCGGGCCGCUCCCCUGUUCUCUCCUGUCGGACGGGGAACGGCAGCCAGUGCGAAUCAGCUUUUGUACCAGGCUACAACCUGGUGGGGGAAGGCUUCGAUGUGGUCACCCUGAAGCGAAAAGCAGCCUACGUGAUCGACGUGAUGACCUACAUGACCCCAGGAGGCACCUGCAAACUCUGCCACAACCCUCUUCAGGGCAACGUGCUGCAGAAACUGCCUCUCUCUGCAUUGGACUGGCGUGCAUUCACCCGCUGUAAUAUUCGACAUGACAGCAGUGAACACACCUCUGUCAGCUCACUGAUUAGAACAUACUCCGCCCAGGACAAUAAUGAUUGGAAGAUUGGCUUGAAUGUUGAUACAUCCAACCUGGAGCUGAUGGGAACACGGUCCGCUGUCUAUGACUUUGUUUCGUCCAGGAGCAGAGCGGACCACUACACCUUCGGCCGUAACAGGAUCACCUGUAGCCAAUACAGUUUCCGUGUGUCUGACGUGCCGCCGCUCAGCAGUGAGUUUAGAAGGGAUUUGGAGAGACUGCCAAGUUCCUAUAGCAGCUCCACCAGAGUCCAAUACAGACGGCUCAUAAAUACCUAUGGCACACAUUUUUUCCGCCAGGUUGAACUCGGGGGGCAAGUGAAUCGAGUCACAGCCGCACGUACCUGUUUGUCCUCACUGAAUGGGCUCUCCUCACAUCAGGUGCACUCCUGCUUAACAAUUGGUUUCUCUGUUGGCCUUGGUCAGUCCAAUUCAGCCAACGUCUGGCCUUGCAUCAAAGUCCUACAGAAUCAGGGCCUCUCCGUCUCGUACACGUCCGGUCUCCACAGCCGCUAUAAAGAUGUGAUAGGAGGCAGAGAUUGGUCGGGUGAGUUUUCUCUACUCCGAGACGACUCGCAGGGCUACGAAAAUUGGCUGAAGACCCUCAAGGAACACCCUGAUGUUGUCCAGUAUUCCCUGAGACCGAUGCACGAACUGGUGUCGAACUUGUCGCAAAGGGCAGGACUGAAGACUGCUGUUGAAAAGUACCUGGAAGAAAACGCCGUUAGGACCCAAGCAGGAAGCUACAUCCGCUGUCCUAAAGAGGCCUGGAGGGGAAACCUGGUGGUGGAAAUCAUCGAAGGCUUGGAUCUGGAAGGAGAUUACUUUGGCUCGACUGAAGGCUACGUUAAGAUUCGGUACGGUGAUAUUAGACGCAAGACUCGUGUGAUCCGAACAAACUAUCCUUACUGGAAUACUGAAUUCAAUCUGGGCUUGGUGGAGACAUACCACAGUUUGGAGAUCGAGGUCUGGGACGAGGACGUGAGUUACGAUGACCUUCUGAUAUCUUGUGAGGUAGACCUACUCCAGGGGACGCACGCGUACAAGUGCUCCAACAGUUACGGGGCCGUCCGCUUCCAGUUCACGCUGACCUGCGACAGUCACCUCACUGGAAACAGAUGCAACCAGUACCAACCAUCUCCAUAGCGAGAAACACAUGAAUGAGUGUGCCGCUGGCUUUCCCUUCAUGGAGAUAACACAUCUGUGGUUUACUUUCUUUAUGUUGUCAUUGAACACAAUCCAAGGGUUUUUUCCGAAAACAUUUGAAAUCAGCAUUGUUUGUGGCAGUAGUGUUAAAAUGAGAGGUAUAUUAAUGUUAGGAAACUGAGGUGUUGUGAAAGAAAACUGAUGGUGAUUGAAAAAAAUAGUCUCCUGUUUUAUUUUUUAUCUUGUCUUCUUCUACUAUGUCUCUUGUGUGCACUUUACUCUAUGCUGCUGUAAGCCUGCAAAUUUCCCCGCUGCGGGACUAAUAAAGGAUUAUCUUAUCUUAUCUUAUCUUAUCUUUUGCACCUGUUUUUAUUAACAUUACUGAUGAGCACUUUAAUAAUAUGAAUUCAGUGUUUGACAGCUGUUGGACCAUUUAUUAUUAAGAAACUUUGGGAGCAGUAUGGUGGGGCUAUCCUUCGGUUUACAUAUGAACCACAGAUUACGUCUUUACGGUUACGAUUUAAAUCUUUCUAUUGUCAACUAGAAGAAAUCAUUUUUUUC